AAACAAAGAUGGCGUCCCAAGUGGCAGGCAUCGACUUUGAAAAGUGGCAGCUAAAAGUCACCACGGUUCGUGAGCGAAAUGAGUUCAUGUUCAACAACGAGCUUUUGAGUGAUGUUCAUUUUCUGGUGGGUAGUAAAAAAGCUCGAAUUCCCGCUCAUAGAUAUGUUCUAGCUAUCAGUAGCCCUGUUUUUUUCGCUAUGUUUUUCGGGCGAAUGGCGGACGACACGAAAGAGAUCCCAGUUGUGGACACUGAAGAAGAAUGUUUCACGGAGCUUUUGCGCUAUGUCUACACGGAUAAAUGCUUGCUGACGUUGGAUAACGCUUUAGGAGUUCUGUAUCUUGGUAAAAAGUACUUGUUAUCGGUCCUUGUAAACAAGUGCGCGGCGUUUGUGGAAAAACACUUGAACCCCGACAAUGCACUCACUGUUUUGUGCCACUCGCGGUACCUGGGAGAGAAGUGUUUGGAGGAAAAGUGCUGGGAUAUUAUUGAUGUCCACACUGCUAAAGUUUUGCAAUCUGAGUAUUUUGCUGAGUUAGAUAUGGAGACGCUGUUGUUGUUGGUUCAAAGAAGUUCUCUUAGCGUAAAGGAGAUUUCCCUGUUCCAUGCAGUGAAGUCCUGGGCUGAGGCCGAGUGCUAUAGAAAAGACAUAGAACCAAGUCCCCAGAACCAAAGAUCCGUUGCAGCUGAAGCAUUGAAGUAUAUUCGUUAUCCCGUUAUGUCCCCGGUGGAGUUUGCUGACGAGGUUGCACGCUGCGGGCUACUUACAAGCGAAGAGACAACGAGUGUGUUUUUAUUUUUCCUAUCAAGCUUUGAAACCAAAAUCUCGUUUACUAAUGCCCCAAGAGUACCCAGACCUUUGGCCGCUCAAAAGACGUAUAGAUGCUCCCGCUUUAAAAGCUGCUGCGGAAAUGACUGGUUUUGCGAUACAAGAAAGCACGAUGGAAUCAAAUUUAUGACUGACCGCCGCAUGUACAUAAAGGGAGUGGGUCUUUAUGGUGCUAGCAAGACAGAAGGGGACUAUAAGACAACGGUUGAAUUAAAAGAACAGGACAGAAUUCUCGCUCAGACUAAAGCAACUUAUUCUUCAUUCACACACGACUUAGUUUGUGACAUACUAUUCGAUGAGAGUAUUGCAAUAGAGAAGAAUAUAGUUUAUACGAUAACAGUUUUGCUUAAGGGACCUUGCUCGCUAAGUGGAACAAACGGGCAGCGUGAAGUUCUGGUCGAAGGAGCUAAAUUCACAUUUUUAGAAUACACGAGCCCUAAUGGUACUUCACUAUCUGCAGGACAGAUACCCGAAAUAAUUUUUAAUUUUUGAUGAUAGAAUAGCAGAAUUUUUGUGUGUGUGCCAGGUGGCGUGAAACAAGCGUCAGUGUUUAGAUUAUAUAUUGAAAUGUGGAAGUAAGAACAUGUAGGAAGCGAAAUUAGAUUUUUUUAUUCUUUAUGCCCUCGGGGUGCUUUUUCAAAGAGUCAUUUAAAAGCAUCGGAUGCUUCUCGCUUGUUGUAUAUCUUGGAUACCGGUUAAUAUUACUAGAAUACAGAAACUUUAUGGAAAUGUUAUUUGAUUUUUAUCGAGACCUUCGACGGCUUGUGUUACAUCAAACUUCCAAAAUGCAAACAUUUACAAAUGUUUACACCUAUACUACAGGUUGUUUUAAGAAGGCUUUGGAGUAGUUUGCCACAAAAAGGUCACUUAAAUUUCUAAAGCUGGUACCAACCAGUGAAUUUUGAAUAUUGAAUUAUAUGCUAAUUCCUAUUUAACUUUAUAAAUAACGGUAAGGAUCACACGAAAAUGUCUUUUCAAAGAAAUUCAGCGGGAAAUGAUAGUAUUUCAGUUUUCUUUUCCUUUUUCUUCGUCUCCACCUUAUUCUCCACCAAAUAUUCUGUUGUUAUUUCUUAUAUUUAACUUGUAUUUUUUGUCAAUAUUCAAAUAAUCAAUCCCGGCUUUGUUCGAAGUCAUUUGCAUUUUGUUUUUUCAUUUGUUUGUACACUGUAAUCUUUCUAUGUAUAUAUAUAUUUCCAAAUUUGUAAAAAAUGUAUCUUGGGAAACCUUGUGCUUCAAAAAGGUUAUUUUUACUGUUUCUAGAGAAUUUCUUCAUUUAUUCCCUUCCAAGGUAAAGAAGUCUCCUCUUGUUAUCAGGUUGUCAGGGAAACGUGAUCACUUCAUAAGAAGGGAGCAAGGAGAAAUAGAAAAUAGAAAAUAUGAAUUUGCUUAUAGGUGGUAGUCAUCCGCUAGCUGCUAUAAAAUAUUUUAAAGAUUAGAAAACGCUGUGUUUCCAUUUAUAUUCAUCUUAACCGGCUUGCUGAUACAAAUUAACAGUUAUGAAAAGUUCGCCAGUCGUUAGAUCUAGAUAGUUUGACAAAAUACUUACUUAUGUAAAGACAUAGAGCAAAUAAAUGAUGUGGAAAAUUCGACUUUGGAAAAAAAAUAAAAACUUUUUUUUUCGCAAA
Molecule: messenger RNA, 2452 nt
Organism: Nematostella vectensis (starlet sea anemone)
Lineage: Eukaryota; Metazoa; Cnidaria; Anthozoa; Actiniaria; Edwardsiidae
Product: BTB/POZ domain-containing protein 6-A
Exons: 1
Coding region: 9-1319 (436 amino acids)
Biological process (GO): neurogenesis
Cellular component (GO): cytosol
Molecular function (GO): protein binding
Source: RefSeq, a predicted model, not a curated record